Procambarus clarkii (red swamp crayfish) is the source of this 5252-nucleotide messenger RNA. NCBI's taxonomy places the organism in Eukaryota, Metazoa, Arthropoda, Malacostraca, Decapoda, Cambaridae. The record is from RefSeq and is a predicted model, not a curated record.
CUUACUGAUAAGUCACAGCCAGAGGAGACCUCUGCACCAGUGCGUGCAAGAUUUCUUAGGCUACCUUCCCUACUCGCACUUAUUUUCAUUACCACUUUUCCUUAGCAUACUUACAUUAAAGCAAAAAAAAGAACAGUAAAAUAUAUAUAAAUUAUAAAUAAUUCUAUAAAUAGAGUAGAGGCGCUGAAGAGAGCUGCAGAAGGUGUUCCCGAGAGCAACAUGAGGCUCCUAGCGGGUGUCAUCAGCGUGGUGGUGUUGGCCUCCCUCGCACACGGCGCUCAUGAGUGCGAGAGAGAGUGCGUGGCCGGCGACACCCGCACCUGCCGCUACACCUUCCACCUCCAGGAGUACCACACCAUGAGUCGCGCCUGCUUCGACUGCCCCCACAACCUCACUGACUGCUCCCGUCCCGAGUGUGUGGCCGGCGACGGAGUGGCCAGACCGCUAGUUGCUAUCAACCGUCAACUGCCUGGACCCAGCGUACAGGUGUGCGAGGGCGACCGGGUUGUGGUGGACGUGUACAACUGGCUGCUGUCGGACACGGAGACUAUUCACUGGCACGGUCAACACAUGCAAGACUUCCAGUACUACGACGGUGUCCCAUUCCUCACCCAGUGCCCGAUCUUAGGUGGCUCCUUCCGCUAUAACUUCCUCGCUACCACCACUGGCACUCACUGGUGGCACUCUCACUCAGGACUUCACCGAGGGAGUGGAGUGUUCGGCCCCUUCGUGGUGCGAGAGGCAGAGGAUCAACAGGCCUCAACUUACGACGUAGAUUCCCCCGAACACGUCCUUAUGAUGUUCGACUGGAUCCAUAGCUCCGUCACCGACAAGUUUUUUGGUCGCAUCCAUUACACUGGGGACGAAUUCGCCUCAAACAUCCUCGUCAACGCCAAGGGCAGGACAUCUGCCACCAUGACGCCGCUGGAGGUGGUGCGUGUGACCCCUGGCUUGCGUCACCGUCUGCGUCUCAUCAACGCCGGGGGCCUCAACUGUCCAAUAAUUGUCUCGGUCGACGACCACAAACUUGUCGUCAUCGCCACUGAUGGCCAGCCCAUUCUUCCUUACACGGCUGAUUCUGUCGUCAUGUACUCUGGAGAGAGGUUUGAUGUGGUGUUGGCGGCCGACCAGCCCGUCGACAACUACUGGAUCCGCUUCAACGGCCUCAUCGACUGCCAGCCGAACGAGUGCAUGCAGGGAGCGGUGCUCCGGUACGAGGGCGCCCCGGAGGAGGACCCGGCCGCCAUCCUGGCCUACGACCCCAACUACCCGCCAGGAGUCGUGGUGAAUCCCCUCAAUACAGCCGGAGUCCCCUUAGAAGAGGUUACCAUGGCUGAACUUACCUCCCUCGUCCCCAGCACCUUAGAGGAACACGUCGACAAGCAGUUUUUUCUUGGCUUUAACUUCAACCAGAUCGACAACCUUUUGAUGUAUAACCCUGAGUUAUACUCCUACUUCGAAGUGUCUGCGGGAUGGCAAGCAAACACCCCCCAGCUGAACAACAUCAGCUUCAGGUUACCGCUCUCCCCUCCGCUCUCCCAGCCACAGGACCCUCAGCCCACCGUCUGCUUCUACGGCGAGGAGCCGCCUUGUAUCGGAAACUACUGCAGCUGCACCUACGUGAUGGAGGUGGCGUUAGGGGAGACAGUGGAGCUGGUGUUGGUGGAUGAGGGCAUCAUUGGUGAUGAGAACCAUCCCUUCCACCUCCACGGUAACAACUUCCAUGUGGUGGCUAUGGACCGCCUCGGCAGCCAGACAACAGUGGAAGAGGUCAUGGCUCUAGACGCUGCUGGGGGCAUCUCACGGAAGUUGACCAACGCCAUCAAGAAGGACACGGUGACGAUCCCUGACGGAGGCUACACCGUCGUCAGGUUCACUGCUAACAACCCUGGCUGGUGGUUGAUGCACUGUCAUCUGGUGUUCCACGCAGAGCUUGGGAUGAUCGGCGUCCUGCAUGUUGGGGAUCCUUCUGACCUACCGCCUGUCCCUGAGGGCUUCCCCACCUGCAGCUCCUUCAUGCCGGACCUCUGUUCAUUUAAAAAGACAAAUACACAAGUCGACACAAAAGUAUCACACGUUACAAACAAUACACAUGAACAAUAUAAAGGCCUGAAGGGCUCACAACAAGAACAGCAAUCGAAACACAUCAAUAUGCCAAAGGCAAGGGAUAUAUGCGAGAAUUCAAUGCCUACACAUAUUUAUGUUGAUAAUCCUUUUCCGGAAACCGCAAACAGUACGUCUCCCAAACGAUCCGCUCAUCUUCCUGAGGAUGACCGCCAGACGUCCCCGAGCACGACACACCACAGGGACCCAAACUCGCAACGGACCGCCGGGUACAGGUUCGACCAUCUUAGGAACUACCACAAGUUCAUGGACCACAUCAUCUUCCACAGGGGAGGGGACAGCACCCCCAACUUCGUGGAGCCCACAACGGGAGGCACGGGGAAGAAAGGGCACAGGAACCAACACAGAGCUCCCCACACCAGCACCUGUAUCCGUCGCAUGGACAUCCACCACCACCACCUCCGAGACCACCGGAACAUCACCAGUCAUAGACCCCUCACCGCCAAAAGACACGUAGCUCACAAAAUUCCCCACAUCUGCGCAGGGGUGACCAUCCGAGGCCAAAACAGAUCAAGAGCGCCACGAGCGCUUAGGAUAAAUAAUUCUAUAAAAAGAGUAGAGGCGUUGAAGAGAACCGCAGAAGGUGUUCCGGAGAGCAACAUGAGGCUCCUAGCGGGUGUCAUCAGCGUGGUGGUGUUGGCCUCCCUCGCACACGGCGCUCAUGAGUGCGAGAGAGAGUGCGUGGCCGGCGACACCCGCACCUGCCGCUACACCUUCCACCUCCAGGAGUACCACACCAUGAGUCGCGCCUGCUUCGACUGCCCCCACAACCUCACUGACUGCUCCCGUCCCGAGUGUGUGGCCGGCGACGGAGUGGCCAGACCGCUAGUUGCUAUCAACCGUCAACUGCCUGGACCCAGCGUACAGGUGUGCGAGGGCGACCGGGUGGUGGUGGACGUGUACAACUGGCUGCUGUCGGACACGGAGACUAUUCACUGGCACGGUCAACACAUGCAAGACUUCCAGUACUACGACGGUGUCCCAUUCCUUACCCAGUGCCCGAUCUUAGGUGGCUCCUUCCGCUAUAACUUCCUCGCUACCACCACUGGCACUCACUGGUGGCACUCUCACUCAGGACUUCACCGAGGAAGUGGAGUGUUCGGCCCCUUCGUGGUGCGAGAGGCAGAGGAUCAACAGGCCUCGACCUACGACGUAGAUUCCCCCGAACACGUCCUUGUGAUGUUCGAUUGGAUCCACAGCUCCGUCAGCGACUUGUUUUUUGGUCGCAUCCAUUACACUGGGGACGAAUUAGCCUCAAACAUCCUCAUCAACGCCAAGGGCAGGACAUCUGCCACCAUGACGCCGCUGGAGGUGGUGCGUGUGACCCCUGGCUUGCGUCACCGUCUGCGUCUCAUCAAUGCCGGGGGCCUCAACUGUCCAAUAAUUGUCUCGGUCGACGACCACAAACUUGUCGUCAUCGCCACUGAUGGCCAGCCCAUUCUUCCUUACACGACUGAUUCUGUCGUUUUAUACUCUGGAGAGAGGUUUGAUGUGGUGUUGGCGGCCGACCAGCCCGUCGACAACUACUGGAUCCGCUUCAACGGCCUCAUCGACUGCCAGCCGAACGAGUGUGUGCAGGGAGCGGUGCUCCGGUACGAGGGCGCCCCGGAGGAGGACCCGGCCGCCAUCCUGGCCUACGACCCCAACUACCCGCCAGGAGUCGUGGUGAAUCCCCUCAACACAGCCGGAGUCGCCUUAGAAGAGGUUACUAUGGCCGAACUUACCUCCCUCGUCCCCAGCACCUUAGAGGAACACGUCGACAAGCAGUUCUUUCUUGGCUUUAACCUCAACCAGAUCGACAACCUUCUGAUGUAUAACCCUGAGUUCUACUCCUACUCCGAAGUGUCUGCGGGAUGGCAAAGGAAAACCCCCCAACUGAACAACAUCAGCUUCAGGUUACCGCUCUCCCCUCCGCUCUCCCAGCCACAGGACCCUCAACCCACCGUCUGCUUCUACGGCGAGGAGCCGCCUUGCGUCGGAAACUACUGCAGCUGCACCUACGUGAUGGAGGUGGCGUUAGGGGAGACAGUGGAGCUGGUGUUGGUGGAUGAGGGUAUGGUUGGUGAUUUGAACCAUCCCUUCCACCUCCAUGGUAACAACUUCCAUGUGGUGGCUAUGGACCGCCUCGGCAGCCAGACAACAGUGGAAGAGGUCAUGGCUCUAGACGCUGCUGGAGGCAUCUCACGGAAGUUGACCAACGCCAUCAAGAAGGACACGGUGACGAUCCCUGACGGAGGCUACACCGUCGUCAGGUUCACUGCUAGCAACCCUGGCUGGUGGUUGAUGCACUGUCAUCUGGUGUUCCACGCAGAGCUUGGGAUGAUCGGCGUCCUGCAUGUUGGGGAUCCUUCUGACCUACCGUCUGUCCCUGAGGGCUUCCCCACCUGCAGCUCCUUCAUGCCGGACCUCUAGGUACCUUCGUUCCUACAUGACAGCAGCCCUGUUGGCCCUACUUGAUGUACCAAUAGGACACCUGUUCCUUUAUGCGGGAGGCAUGGCAGUUCCUACAGAAACUGCCGCUCCUUCCUUCUUGACCUAUUGGACCUUCUGUCUCUCCGUGUCAAACCUGUAAGAUCUUUACUGCCCUCCACACCUGACCUUUUGUUAGUUCCGUAGGAUCUCCUCACUCUUCAAGCGAGACCUGCGGACUAUCGCCUAUCACUUCAGUACUGAAACUAAACAUUGCACCUAUAUGCACUCCUCACCCCUUCCUCAUGCCUUAACGGGCUAUUCAUGCCCGUGCCACCUCUUUGGUGGCUUAAUCUUCUUCAAUCAUCAAACAUGCCUGGCCCACUCCUAACCUUGCUCUCCCUCACCCCCUCUCUCCCAUUUCGGGCAUCAUCAACAGUCCCUCCACUUGUACUGUCGUGAGUCUGCAACAUUUAUAACCCUCAAGUCCACUACGGGCUCACAACAGCCCGUGCUGCUUGGAACUUUUUUGUUCAGAGUAGCUGAAUCUAAAACAACAACAACAGCAACAUUUAUAAUUAGAUUUAUCAGUCCAUCUUCCUGAUGCCAAAAGUUUGUGGUAAAACUUUGAGAUCGGAGUAAGACUUCAUAAAUCUCGUUUCCAUUCAACUCAAUGUAGUAUAUGUACGUAGGAUGAAAUAAACAAGUUCAUACAUUGA